UUGGAGAUAUAUUCCCCAGAAGGGUUGAGAAUCGAUGGAAGAAGAUGGAAUGAGUUGCGUCGUUUUGAAUGCCAGACCAAUACCCAUCCAAACUCGUCAGAUGGAUCGUCAUAUGUUGAACAAGGUAACACCAAAGUGAUAUGCAUGGUUCAAGGACCCAUGGAACCUUCAUUAAGAUCACAAGCCAACACAACAGAGGCUACAAUAGAGGUGAAUGUAAAUGUGGCGAACUUUUCCACAUUUGAAAGAAAGAAGAGAACGAGAACAGAAAAGAGAAUAGUCGAAUUGAAGGCAACUUUAGAAAAGACCUUCGAACAGAGCGUGAUGUGCAACUUGUACCCAAGAACUGUGAUACAGGUGGACAUACAUGUGCUAGCACAGGAUGGUGGAUUGUUGGCCGGGAUGACCAAUGCAAUGACCUUAGCCUUAAUCGAUGCAGGGAUUGCAAUGUACGACUAUGUAUCAUCCGUUAGUGCUGGUUUACAUGAUCAGACCCCAUUAUUGGACUUGAACAGUUUGGAGGAAAACGAUAUGAGUGCCAUUACCAUUGGUGUAGUUGGAAAGAGUGAAAAGUUAGCAUUGUUGAUGUUAGAGGAUAAAAUGCCUUUGGAUCAAUUGGAAUCUGUUCUCGCUAUUGCCAUAGCAGGAAGCCAUCGUAUUCAGGAUUUAAUGGACACGGAGCUUAGGAGACAGGGAAACAUACGGGCAUCCAAGAUGACUCAGAGUUAAUGUACAAUAGAAAUGCAUAGAAGACACGUUUUUGAUGAUGUAGUUAUUAGUAUAGUAAAUAAUUGCUUUAUCAGGGUGCCACAAAAAUUGCAAGUAACU
Molecule: messenger RNA, 828 nt
Organism: Suhomyces tanzawaensis NRRL Y-17324
Lineage: Eukaryota; Fungi; Ascomycota; Pichiomycetes; Serinales; Debaryomycetaceae
Product: exosome non-catalytic core subunit
Exons: 1
Coding region: 145-729 (194 amino acids)
Biological process (GO): U4 snRNA 3'-end processing; rRNA catabolic process; poly(A)-dependent snoRNA 3'-end processing
Cellular component (GO): nuclear exosome (RNase complex); nucleolus; cytoplasmic exosome (RNase complex)
Source: RefSeq, a predicted model, not a curated record